This is a messenger RNA of Sitophilus oryzae (rice weevil), 418 nucleotides long. RefSeq lists its product as uncharacterized. The record is from RefSeq and is a predicted model, not a curated record. The coding region runs from base 36 to 341 and encodes 101 amino acids. Lineage: Eukaryota; Metazoa; Arthropoda; Insecta; Coleoptera; Curculionidae. The transcript is spliced from 3 exons.
UAUUUUGAUCUAAUAAAAUUAAAAUAAUCUUUUAGAUGAUCAACCUACUGGUAAUUUGGUAUCCAGUGAUGUCGAUCCAGGUACAAACCUUGUAUUUAAAAACAAACAUUUGUUGUAGAACUUGUUGGUGGACCACUCUCUCGUUGGAAUUAGACUUGUACUGUUACCUGAGAAAAGCAGUAACUGAAAAGGAGAAAGGAUCAGAUAUCCCAAAACCAGGAAUCUUCCAGAGUGGAGAUGAUGCAGUUUUUGCGAGUGAGGUAAGAUCUUUCUCUUGUAAGACCUCUUUUAAGAAUUUAACCCAGGCAGUUGUUUACACCCAAGUUAGAUCGGAAGCAUAGCAAAGGAAUCGUACAACCUGUGAAUUCAGUUUAAUUACUGAGAUCAAGGAUGGUGAAACAUUCAUUAUGAUUAUACA